This is a messenger RNA of Zymoseptoria tritici IPO323, 3291 nucleotides long. RefSeq lists its product as uncharacterized. The coding region runs from base 1 to 3291 and encodes 1096 amino acids. The transcript is spliced from 2 exons. NCBI's taxonomy places the organism in Eukaryota, Fungi, Ascomycota, Dothideomycetes, Mycosphaerellales, Mycosphaerellaceae. The record is from RefSeq and is a predicted model, not a curated record.
AUGAAGUUCCACACUUUCAAGGGACUCUUGUGUCUCCUCUUCACCACGACAGGAACCUUCGGCUCUCCAUUGAGCGGUGUCACCACUACCAAGCUCGGUCAAUUGGCAGCAUGGAUCUCCCAGAAAACUCCAAUGGGAGCGGACCUUACCAGCAGAGAUGCGACAUUGGAGUUCACUUGGAAUGAUCAGCAGAACAUACUGUACCAGCUUCUGUUCCCAUUCGCUGAGAGGGCUUCUCUCCAGCCUCUGGAGAACAGCGUUGACGCAUCGAGUCGCACUCUCUCCGACUGGGACAGCUACCUUGCUCUUCAAGGAGUUGCUGACGCUUCUGUCCAGAAAGUUGUAUUUGCCGGUCGCUUUCCUUUCGACGAGCGAUGCGACGAUUUCUGUUUUGCUGAACAUGUCAACGUCCAAGGCCAAAAGACGGUCCUGAACGCCUACCUUCAGGCCUUGCUUAUCAGUCUGGGCUCUGACUUUGCCAAGGGGACAUACGAUACCAAGACUGGUCAGGAAAUAGCGCUUCUGGCCACCAUGAGGGAUAACUCGAAGAUUGAUAGGGCAAGAAUGGAAGCCGCAAUCGACAAAGCUUCGAAAGAAAAUGCUCGGCUAAAAAGAAUUCGGGAUGCGAGCGAUACCCCCGUUGCUGGCUCUGGAGUCUUUCUGGAAUCGGUUUUCCGCGAUGGCAUGUGUAUCAGCCAUGAAUAUCUAUGUGCUAUGCAUCCCGCAAAAUUACAGAAGACUGCCAUCUUCUACCGCGCGUUGAGCGAGGUACUCGAAGAACACAACUUCUUGAGGUUAGCGCUUUCUCGGAGCAUGAAUGGCAGCCAAAACGUCCGUGGUGACAUAUGGCAAGGUAUCCAGAUUGAAAAGUCCUUGCCACAGGAUUGGAAAUCUAUUGCAGAUCAUGAAGUCGCAAAUUUCGUGGAGGAAACUCAAGCACUGGCAGCAACGGCAGACGAACUCGAUCCUGACACUGAAGGCAUGUACUACACAGAGCAUUACAAUGGACAAGGACGUAUCCAACACCCGACAUUGCUUCCGGACUCAAAUCGAACGGCAUCCAUGACUCCAGGCCUUAGAGCUCAAGGUUAUCGCCAGUUCUGGUCACCCACUCACGGUCUGCGUUUAUCUCGUCAGCCGCAACCGGGAAUGUUACAAUUGACGAGCUCUGGGCAGUGGGCUGGUUUUGUCACUUCAAAACAAAAACAAGCUAAGAGGGGCUUCGUCGAUACAAAGACCGUUCAGCCCACACUCUCCAGUUUUGCAACAGUGGUUAGACCUACGAAUUACGACUCGAUGGCAGAAUCGCGCGCAAGCAUGGUUGUCAAAGCGCGCGCAGACGCGGGCAUCCCAAAUGCAGGCCCUCAUAAACACUGGCAAUUGGACACGAGACCGGGCAUGUUUCAUCCUUUGGAUGGACCAGCGGCGCCAGGAGACGGUUACGGGUUCCGGGACAACAGAGUGAGCGGAUCUGACGGCUCUGCAGUGCAAGCACGGAGGGACCUUGGAACAGACGUCGCCAAAAGCUCGGCUGGCACUUCUGUGGACAGUGCGGGCAACCCUGUCUUGCGUACACAACCCGUGGAGGGAGCAGCCGCUCAUGGCGUCAAAGAUCCCAUCACGCUGGACACGGUUACGACGCCGGUUGCGGACUCUACUAAACUGCAGAUUCACAAUGUCAAACCAGAGGUCCCGCCAUCUGAGCAAGAAACCACACCAUCUCCGCCGAAGGAGGACGUUUCUCCAAAGCCUGAAGGGAGUCCAAAGGAGCCGCCAAAAGACCCAAGUCCCGGGGACCCAACGCCAGGAAAGCUUGAUCCUGCUACUCCACCGAAAGAAGGACCCAUCGAGGAGCCGCCAAAAGUCCCAAGUCCCGAGGACCCCAAGCUAGGCAAUGUUGAACCUGCCACUCCACCGAAACAAGGACCGAUCGAGGAGCCGCCAAAAGUCCCAAGUCCCGAGGACCCCAAGCCAGGCAAUGUUGAACCUGCCACUCCACCGAAACAAGGACCGAUCGAGGAGCCGCCUUCAAAUGCCCCGCCGCAACCAAUAGACCCUGACAAUGAUUGGCCUCCACCAGCGCCAAAGCAGGAUGGUGCUCCACCAACUGAUAAUGUCGAACCGCAGAGCGAUCCGAAGACUCCCGGCAAGCCUGAUGAACCUGGGGUCAAGCCGCGUCCCAAGCCGUGGGAGCCUCAAGCCCCAAUCAGGCCACCAACAGUUCCCGAUCCGAUUCCUCCUCCACCUCCUCCUCCUCCCGCCCCAGGAGGCCAACCGCCAGCCGGUCCUGAACAGAUUCCGCGGCCACCGCCUCCUCCUCCUCCUCCAGCAGUCGACCCCCCAGCCGCUGACCUCAUGCCGCUAGCAAAGAUCGAGCCAGCCGAGCUGGUUGCACCCGUACAUCCAGGACCAGUCGUCGAAGGAGAAGCACUCAUUCCCAAACCCUUCGUCGUCGAGGAGCUCCAAGCCGCUGUCAGGCCAGUAUCUCGCAUCAUAAAAAUCGAAGACGCAGCAGCGGUCGCGGUUAGAGCCGGAAUAAUCACGGCCGUAGACUCGGUGGCAUGGUUGAGCAGAGGCGCGCUCGCGAUCGCAGCUGUUGUCGAGCCGUGGCUCGGCAUCGUGGCGAUGGGCGUACUCGUCGGUCAGACCAUCUACGAUGCUGUCGAGUACCUGAAAGACGAGCCGCAUUGCCCUCGGCCGUCGUUCUUCACUUCCAUCUGGGACAGCACGGCAAAGACGAUGAGGACUCUGCAGCAGCCGUGCGAAACUCCUGAAAGCUCGAGCGGCACUCUGCACGCACGCACGCCUACUAUAACGACUAUCCCCGCACAGUUCACAGCCUCAUCCGCCCUUCCAGCACAAAAGCGCGAACCCAACACCGCCGUCCACCUUAUGACCGCAGCAGCUGUGACCGCCCAAAAGCACCACCCGUCGACAGCAACGUCCCUCCCGAUCUGGCACCCCACUCUCCUCAUCCCCGGCAUGCCCGAAUCCCCUGCAUCGACCUGCAUCUCCCCCACCAAGGCUCCCAGUCAGAUCAAUACGCAAGCGCAACGAGGCAGAGAAAGAGAAGCUCAAGCUGACGAGGAGGUACGCAAGCGCAACGAGGCAGAGCAGGAGAAGCUCAAGACGACGAGCAAACAACCCGCGGCGCAGAGCAGGAGAAGCUCAGAACGACGAGGAGGUACGCAAGCGCAAGGAGGCAGAGCAGGAGAAGCUCAAGACGACGAGCAAGACACCCACGAUCUAGCAGCAGGAGACGGUGUACUUGCCGCCGCAGGAGAAGCUUAA